This is a messenger RNA of Galleria mellonella (greater wax moth), 8696 nucleotides long. It is a transcript of the gene sol, whose product is annotated as calpain-D. The transcript has 21 exons. The record is from RefSeq and is a predicted model, not a curated record. Gene Ontology annotation, biological process: proteolysis. Gene Ontology annotation, molecular function: calcium-dependent cysteine-type endopeptidase activity. Gene Ontology annotation, cellular component: cytoplasm. The coding region runs from base 99 to 4691 and encodes 1530 amino acids. Lineage: Eukaryota; Metazoa; Arthropoda; Insecta; Lepidoptera; Pyralidae.
ACAACAUGGAGGAUCAGCUGUUUUCAUUUUUCUUCAUUAGAUAUUUGUUUUCGUAAAACGGCGUAUUGUUAUGGUUUCAUAGCCAUGUGUGAAUUAAAAUGGGCUCCAUCGCAUCGGUGCUGCAAUGGCAUUGUCAGACAUGUGGCCAAAUCAAUCCAACAGAGAGUGUAAAGUGUUUAAAAUGUUCUAUGAAAAGAGUAUCGGGUCAUGACAUCGACCCGUCUAAAGAGUCAUUCAAAGCCGAUUCUUCGCCAGAACACACAAUUCGUACGGGGAAAAGCGAAGGUACUAACUCCGGGUCCGAGCCGAUAGUCAUUCCCACGGAAAACAAAUUCAAUAGCGGAUGGUCGUGCGUGGGCUCGGCGCCGGAGCGAAGCCGCGCGUGGCGCUGCGGCUGCGGGCUGCGGAACGUGUCGGCCGCCUGGCGCUGCGCCGCCUGUGACGGCCUCGCGCCGCACGCGCCCGUCUACAGACUUUCUGAUGAUGAGGAUCAAGCUUCAGGGAUGACGGACAAAGAUAAGUCUGCCCAAGACAACACUAUGAUAAGGUCUAACACCCUGGCUGUCCCAUCAUAUAAGCCCACAUCGAGUUUCGCCGACGGUCGUCGUUUGAAUCUUGACUUACAAUCCUUGAGGUUGUCUCCAACGCAGCUGACUGACCACGCACACGGUGUGACCAGAUCUCUUUCUCACGGAUCUGUCAUCAACUCCCAACAGAAGUGGUGGAAAGUCGACGAGACUAGAGGCACCAUCAACAGACCCACAAGUCUUAUGGUCUCAGAGAGAUUCGGCUACAAUACCCAUUACAACCCGCGUGAGUCCUUCCUAAGGAGUCUUCACACAGUUACAAGAAGACCCAAAAAGUGCAGUGAGAGCAAGUCAAAUUGGGAACUGAAUUACGUGAAAGAAUAUCAAAGAGAGCAAAGCAAAGCGUUGCAUUUGAAGAAGUGGGCGUGCAGUAAAUGCACUUUAGAGAAUUCUGGUAUCAGAACUCAUUGUGAGGCGUGUUUAUCGCCUAGAGCAUCACCGCUAUCAAGAAUACCGAAUUCUAGAGGAUUGAGUGUUACCACCUUAGGGAGACAUGAAACACUGAGCGGUAGAGAUGGAGCGACGUCUCUCCCCACAUCGGGUGGUGUAAUGAUCACUGUGCCCGAUUGGCCUCAGUCUGGAAGCACCACUUUAGGCAGUUCCUUUCGAAGGUCGAUCAGUGCGCAGAACUCUCCAGAAAUCCGGCCUACUUACAGAAGAUCUUUUUCGGAGCAAACUAACGCCGAUAGGCCAGUUGGUAAAGUGAUAUCUAGUAGACGGAGUUUGAACGAGUAUCAGAGGUCGCUUGCAAAUUAUUGUGGCAGUUUGACAAAGCCUGAUGAUGGCAGGAGGGAUUUGAUUGACAAGAAGAUUGAUGAGAACAAUGUGGAGUUGAACGAUAGGGAGUGUAGUUGGGACACGAACGCUGAAGGUGUGAUAUAUGCUUUACCAAACAAAGGUAAAUACAAAGACUUGAACUUGCAGCUUCAAGUGAACAACAACGGCACUAGGUACUCCUAUGUUUCAGUGCAAGAUACAAAGAACGUGAUGAGUAAUUCACAUAACGAAGUGCUGUACUCCAACGAUAUAAGUGAUGGUGAUUAUGCUAGGAUCGAUGAGUUGUUAGGUGCUGAGAACUGCAUAUCGCCAGUGAGUGAGACGGUUGUGAGUAAUAUACGGACUUCGCACAUAGGGUCCUCGGUACCAAAGGACCCCAGUACGAAAGUGUUCAACAUGCUGCCAUCGGUCGGCAAAGUGGCGCAUAACCCCCGGGAGCCGUCUAAAGUGCCUUCAUCACAGCAACCCUCUCGCGAGAACCGCAUGUGGCAGUGCAACGAGUGCUGGUUCGCGUACAACGCGUGGUGGGCGCGGUCGUGCGACGUGUGCCGCAGCGGGCGGCCGCCGCACGCGCCCGUCACGCUCGCGCACCGCGCCGACCGGCCCGAGCGGCCCGACCGCGCCGACAGGCACGACCGGCACGACCGGCACGACCGGCACGACCGACCGCUUCCCAACAGUUCCAGAUCAACAACAACGUCGGAGGCGAGCAGUAGCAGCAAGUCGUCGGAGUCGAACCGUGUCGAGCCGAAGAGGCUCACUGUGCCGAUCGCCUCCCUCGACCACGAUCUGAACAGCGACGAACUAUUAUUUGCCGUUGCGGAUUCAUCAGCGCCAGCUUCCGCGGCCGGGCCGGCCGUGUCGGCGGCGUCGGCGGCGCCGGGCAGCAGUACGUGGUCGUGCGGCCGCUGCACGCUGGUGAACGAGCCGGCCGCCGCCACCUGCGCGGCCUGUGCCGGCUCUCGCCCACCAUCGCACAACUACUGGUCCUGCAGUUCGUGUACCCUACAGAACCCGCUGUCUGCAUCCUUGUGUCUCGCAUGCAAGACCCCGCCCGUACCCAAGCAUGGGGUCCCUGGCUCUUCUUCGGAUUCCAAUUGUGGUGCCGUGGGUCGCAGCCCGUCUCCUAGGCGAUCGCGGCAUACGCCCGCACUGCCACGUCGUGGCUCUCGACACAAAACACCGCCGCCCGAACACAGGUCGGAGGGCGGCGAGUGGUCGUGCAGCGAGUGCACGUUCUCGAACUGCGCGGGCGCAGCCGCCUGCGACAUGUGCCAGGCGCCGCGGCCGCACCACCCGCACCCGCACCCGCACCACCCGCACCACCCGCACCACCAGCACCACCAGCAGCGGGAGCCGCCCGACUUCGCACUCACCGCGCCCGAUGAUGAUGACCUGGACGAUUCAGACGGAGAGAGGCAGGAGAGCACUCCAAUGGAGAUAUUGCGACUGAGAGAAGAAAGCCACGCGUGGACGCAGUGGCAGGAAGUACUGGCGCAGUGUGCUGCGACUGGCGAGUCGUACGUGGACGAGUCGUUCCCCGCGAGCGCCCGGUCGCUGUACUACGGCGGCGCGGUCGGCGCGGUCGGCGCGGGCGGCGGCGCGCCGGCCGAGCGCGGCGACAGCGGCGCGGCGGCGCGCUGGCUGCGGCCGCACCAGAUACACGUGGACGCCGACCACCGCCUGCCCUGGGUCGUCUUCCGGGAUCCCAAGCCGUCGGAUAUAUCGCAAGGUGUUCUCGGCAACUGCUGGCUGCUGUCAGCACUGGCGGUGUUGGCGGAGCGAUCGUCUCUGGUACGUGGGGUGGUGGUACGCGGUGACCCCAGCGUGGGCGCGUACCAGCUGCGGCUGUGUAAGGACGGCCGCUGGCUGACCGUCACCGUCGACGACCUUCUGCCUGCCAAUAAAAAGGGGCAUCUUGUGUACUCGCAGGCAAAGAGAAAACAGUUAUGGGUGCCAUUAAUAGAGAAGGCAGUGGCCAAAUUACAUGGGUGCUAUGAAGCUCUCGUCUCUGGGAGAGCUAUAGAAGGAUUAUGUACGCUGACUGGCGCGCCGUGCGAGUCGGUGUCGCUGCAGGCGGGCGGCGGCGCGGGCGGCGGCGCCGGCGGCGGCGCGCCGCUCGAGCAGCUCGACCGCGACCUGGUGUGGGCGCAGCUGCUGUCCUCGCGGCAGGCCUGCUUCCUCAUGGGCGCCAGCUGCGGCGGCGGCAACAUGAAGGUGGACGAGGAGGAGUACCAGCGGCUGGGGCUGCGGCCGCGGCACGCGUACUCGGUGCUGGACGUGGUGGAGCGCAUGGAGGCGGCGGCGCCGGCGCGGCUGCUGCGCCUGCGCAACCCCUGGGGACACUACACGUGGCGCCACGCGCCGCCCGCCGCGCCCGCCGCGCCCGCCGGACACGACGCCGACCACGGCGUCUUCUGGAUCUCCUUCGACGACGUGCUCAAAUAUUUCGACUGCAUAGACAUCUGCAAAGUGCGAGUCGGCUGGCAUGAGGUACGAUUGGCCGGGAUACUGCCCCCCAUGUCCUCGACGAGGCACUUGACCUGUCUGCUGCUGACUGCCACCCAGCCAACCGAGGUUGACUUCACGCUGUUCCAAGAGGGCCAGAGGAAUUCCGCCAAAAGCCAACGGUCCCAGUUGGACUUAUGUGUGGUGGUGUUCCGGACUCGGUCGGGACCCACCGCUCAAGUUGGGAAACUGGUCGUGCACAGCAAGAGACAGGUACGCGGUUUCGUCGGCUGUCACAAAAUGCUAGAGAAAGGCUUCUACCUAGUCGUAUGCUUGGCAUUCAACCACUGGCACACCGGUCUCGAGUUAGCAGACAGUUCCGCCUGGCCUCGCCACGUUCUAGCUGCCCACUCCUCGAAGCCGUUAACUGUGGAGAGACCCUCGCUUCAUCCUCAUAUCUUGGCGGAUGCGAUCAUAGGCCUGACGCUAGCCAGAGGGCAGAGGCACGAGGGCAGACAGGGCAUGACUGCUUAUUAUUUAACGAAGGGUUGGGCGGGGCUUGUGGUGAUGGUCGAGAACAGACACACAGACAAGUGGAUACACGUCAAGUGUGAUUGCCAGGAGAGCUACAACGUGGUCUCGACAAGAGGCGAACUGAAAACUAUCGAUUCUGUCCCACCGCUACACAGGCAAGUAAUUAUAGUCCUAACGCAACUGGAAGGCAGUGGCGGCUUCUCAAUAGCUCACCGGCUGACCCACCGCCUGGCCGCCGGCGCCAGGCUCCAGGACUGGGCACCAGCGUCAGACGACGAGCCUCGCCACCGGCCGCCGCUAGCGCGAAGACUUUACGGCCUCCACGCCCCUAGACUUAUCACAUAGGCAAUAAGGUUGGAAAUUAAAUGUAUCUUAUAGAUAAAUGUACAGCGAAAGGUAUGUUUUGUUAUAAGCAGUCUUUUUUCUACAAACAGUAAUGGUAUACAAAGUCGGUAAUGUGGCGGUAGUAUUUGUGAAACCGUGUUAAUUCAUUUGACCAUGGUAAUAUACUAUUAAAUUAAACAUAGCACUGCGUAUUUUGAACCUCAUGUAGUUUUUUUUCAAUCUCUACGUACCGUUGGUCGCAGAUGGUCUUUACUGCUUCACCGAGCACGUGGGCGAGUGCAGAUGGUACUCCAAGCUCGCGAGAGAGGAGCAACAAGUUGUUGACUCGUACCGAUGGACUGAUUGCUUUAUUUAGUAGAAGGGGGGGGGAUAUAGUCUAAUGAAGAGUUAAAUUAUAUCACGAUGCAAUACAAAAUUAAAAGCUAAAGUUCUUGCAAAUUGAUGUACUGCUUCGAUAGACCUUGCCCGCAUCCAAGUUAUUUUAUUUAAUACUAGCGACCGGCUUCGCACCGGCGCAAUGCCGCACCGCUAUGUCCCCGCAUUUUAAAUCUGUAAUACUUUCGGAAAUAUUCAUUUAAAUUACAUGCUGUAUAGGGCCAUAUUGAUCUAUAUUUAAUGGACAAUGUAUUUAAGGUACUUAAUUAGAUAAAAAUUAAUGCUGUAUUGCUUAAAAUCACUUCGUAAAUAAGCCAUUUUUCCCGUUAAAUUACAUUUGUAAAGGAUAAAAAAUGGUUAUUGUGGGUUAUCCUUAAGAGAUAGACAUACACCAUCGCGGACUUUUUGUUGACCUUUUUAAGGUGUACAAAACUGUAGUACAUUAUCUUGAUUUAUCUCGUGGGGUUCAGUCAGCGUUUGCAAUGUAAGCGCAAAAAAUGUAUUUAUUUACGACAUCACAUUAGAAACCUCUAAAUUUAUCAGUGUUUCUCUACAAUAUUACGCAUGUAUUAUAAAUAUAAACCUUUCUCUUGAAUCACUAUGUCUAUGCGUGGUUUUAAAGAUUUAAACAUACAUAGAGACGGACAGACAGCGACAGCGACUUUGUUUUAUACUAUGUAGUGAUAAUAAACAAUAGCUUAGAACUUACUCGCUAGUGGUACUAGGCAACUAGUGCUACUAGGUGGUUUUAAAAGUUCUUCUUUUUACAGUCAGGUUAUAGAAUGGAUUUCCUACCGAGACUUUUACCAAUAGAUUUCCACAUAGGAUUUUUCAAAAAGGUAUAAAGAUGUUUUUUUUUUACAUGCGGCAACGUGUACACAAUGCUUCUGGUAUUGCAAGGCUACCGUAACAGCUUACCAUCAAAUGAACCAUAUGUAUGUUUAUCAUAUAUAUAUAAGAAACUUAUAUUAUAUUUUGUUAGUUAAAAUUUUAAUUAUAAAAAUUUUAUUAUGUUUUUUAACGUUUUUUAAUUCGUAUUCCUGGAAUAAAAUUGGGAAAAUAUUAAAAAAAUAUUUACAUACUAUCUGAAAUGUAUGGUUUCGCCAUUUUGAAUUAGGAUGUUACAAAUACCAUUUAAAUACAUACAACCAUAAUAAUUAUACCAACAUCUUUACAGUCUUAAUUAUAAUACUUGUAUUAUUACAAUUCAUAUGCUUUGAAUAAGUUUCUCUAGGUUCACAAAUAUUACCGCUAGAUGUCGUGCUGUUAUGCUGUUUCGUUGUAAACUGAUUUAUAAUCGAGAUCCCCCAAGAUUAUUGUGACACUUGUAAUGUUUUUUUUUUUUCUGUAUAUAUAGAUUAUUAGGUUUGCAGAUUAUGAAUUGAAAGGGUAAAACGAAGUGAAGUUACAAUGAAAAUAUUUUAAUUAAUUGUCACAUUCUUUAAUAAACUGAAUGGUAUGUCGACAAACGAUGUUUUCUAUUGUCUAUCAGGUGGGCUACUAUAUAUAUAUAGCUAUACAUGCUUUUCUAUUGUCAGUAGGGAGUAUGCAAAGAACCUUGUAUGCUGACAGUGUGAAUCUUUAUUAGUUUAUUUUCAAUAAAUUACAGAAGCGACAAGAGCGCGCUAGAUCUAAAAUUCCAUAUUUUUAAAAGUGUUCCCUGACUGCUAAAGAAAUGAUAUUAUAUUUAAUUUGAAGUUAAGAGAUGUUUUGCGUAUGAUUAUUAAAAAAAAAAAAUUUGAAACACUUUUGAUACAAAUGACAAAUCGGAUUUCGUUUUACUAGCGUUUGUUACAGAAAAAUUACAGCAGCGAAUUAGACAUUUUUUUUUUAUAUUAUAUAAAAUAAAUGAUAAAUUAUUCCCAAGUAAAAAAAAAAAAUGUCGUCUAAACACACACACCCGCGGGGAAAAAUUUCAACCAACUAACUCGAAAUUGAUUGAAAAUUCUUUUGUAAUCUUUUUGAAUAUUCCAUAUGUAAAUGGUUUUUAUUAGUAUUUUUUAUGGAUAAAUAAAUCCCAGUAAUGUUUGCUACGAAAUGUUAUUAGUACUUGAAAGUAACCGUACACUGUGUCCAUGUAAUAUCAUAAUUUUUUUUUUACUGUACACAUUACGUCAUAGUCGUAGAAUACCGACGGAUCUUUAUAUGUAAUCUUUGUCAGAUCCGUCAGUAUUCUAAGACUAUGACGAUUUAUUGACACUGAACUUUCAUUAUUGUGAUACACUGUGCAAUGUUGCACAUGCACACGGCUUCGUUUUGUAGUAUUUAAUGUAUGGUAUAACACAUAUGUAGUUUGCUCUGUCGACGAUUGUUACUUAAGCACUAAAAGGCGAUAUAGCAUUACAUUUGAAUAAUGUUGAAACAGCGAGGAAAGGUUAUGCAAUACCCGCCAAAGGUUUGCACUUGACACAUUAAUUUAUUGUAUAUUUAAUUUUUGGUAAUUUUCUUAUAAACAGAUAUUUAUUGAACGUUUUAGAAGCAAUAUUAUGAUAUUUUAUUUUCUUUAUAUUUUUCUUUCUUUUUUUUUAUUUAUUUAACCUGUCCCUUCUUCCCUCAUAUAUUAGAUUUUAGAAUACAUUCAAAUAUCUAUCUUAAGGCUCUUUAUAGUUAUUAUGUUAAACAUAAUUUUGACCUCAGAUAUUGUAUUUGUACAAAUUUUUUUUUUUUAAUAUUUUUUAAUUAUUUAUUGACGCAGACAAUUUUUUUCUUUCCAACAUAAUAUAUUUUAUGGUAUUUUAAGACUAAUUCUAUUCUCUGAUGUAAAAAAAAAAAUUAAUUAAAACGUUGUAUUAUUAUUAAAUUAAAAUAUCCUGUAAACCUAACAAUAGUCAAAGCUAUUACACUGUUUUGUCACCUUUAUUCAAACUGAGAAUUUAAUACAAAAGAAAGAGACAAAACAGUUCAAUUGCUAAAAUAGGUCCAUGAGACGUUUGACGUUUUACAAAUAAGACGGUUAAUUUAUUCGCUAACACUUUUUUUUUAACAAAUAAACAUUCUAUGUGUCGCGGAUUGGUAUGUGUUGCACAAUUUGCUUUGGUCUCAAAUUUACAUUAAUAAAUCUACAUUUUAUAUACAGAUAAGACAUAAUAACGUUAAUGCAAAUAGUCGUUAAAUAUUUUUUCUACAAUGUAAACUAUUUAUCUAUAUUUGAAUACACAACACACUGUGGACCGAGAAAAGUGGACGCAUCAGAAAAUAUUUUUCCACGCCUCUUCGGUCCUUUUCGCCGUUGAAACGGGUGAGUUGCGACGGAGAACACGUUAAAAACACGUUAUUGUAACACUAUUUAUCAUUGUAGCAGGUAAUUAUCAUUCUUGUAUAAAUCAUGUAACACGUUGAUUCUUAAACGUUAACGAUGUAACGAUAAUUAUAGUAGAUAUUGGCGUUUGUAACGAAGCGUAUAUUAUAAAUGCAUUAUGUGUUAUUAUUAAUAUUAUAAUGAAACGCAGUGAUAUAAAGUUAGCGCGAGACGUUAGACGAGAAUCCAUGACAAUGUUUAUUAUUAAUUUAUCCACAUAGAAUUAAUAUUAUUAUUAAUUUUUUUUUUUUUUUUAUAAUUAAAUGUGUUGUUGUGUGCUAUGAACAGACGUUGAAACGUGCGUUUUCGAAUUAUAUAUUGUGAUUAAUGAU